AGAACACAAGAGUUGAAAGUUGAAACUUCAGUCAAAAACUGUCAACAGAGAGAGCGGCAAUGAUUUCAAUUUCAUACAAAAAAUGCUUCGUUUGGACAUCGCAGUAGUUAGCCCAUACAAUACCGUCAUGAGUGGUACAGUCCGAGAGAUCACUGUAACUACUGAUCCAGGAACCCCCUACUUCCUGCGAGUAGACUGGGCCAUAGACCUGGGUGCUGGGUUCACACUAGCCCUCACUGAUGGCAACUCAGCAUGGAUCGGAGAAGUUUCAGAAGAUGAGGUGACAAGAGAAGCCAAAGAUAUGGGAGUUAGGAGGGAAAGAUAUGUUGAGGAUCUUCUUCAAGCACUAACAGGAGGUGAAAGAGGACGAGGAGGAGGAAGGAGACGAGGCGACGAGGAGGUGUAUUCUUUCCACCUUACUCCAGAUCACUGUCAUCUCUCAUAUCAGAAGAUCUGUAAUGACAUCUUGGUGCACUUGGGUUCUGUGGAGCUCCAGCCAGCUCCAGACCCUCUAGAGCUGAACCGGGAGAUGAUUGUCCAGUCCCUAAAGCGCAGUAUGGAUCUGGGAUCAGAAAACUGCCAGCUGUUGGAGGAGAACCGUAGACUGAAACAGGAGCACCAGAGAAUACUCAGAGAGCUGGAGAAGCAGGUUCAGGAUAAGGAGAUGUUGGAGAGUGAGCUGUACUCACGCUUUGUCAUGGUGCUGAACGAGAAGAAGGCCAAGAUCAGAGAGCUGCAGAAUGCUGUCCACCAGCUCCAACAGACCGAUGACCAGCAGAGAGAUGAGGAGGGGAGACAAAGUGACAUUGGUGAAGAUGGCAGUCAGGACAGAAGAGAGGAGACAGUUCAGAGCAUCCAUCCAUCUCAGGAGUCAACUAUCCUCAUCACAGGUCGUAAUCUGGUGUGCCUGGGCAUCUCUGUGGACCAGACUUUUUCUGAUGAAGAUGAUGAAGAUGAUGAAGAUGAACAACCGAGACGGAAGCGGAGGUUGCUUCAUACCCCGAGCCCAGAGCCUUCUGAGCAGGAUUAGUCAGAUAAACUAAUGCAACCAAUGUAUCAUCAUAUUUGGGAUCAUAGUUGUUCUUGCCACUGCUUCCCCUUGAUUACUUACAUUUUUUAGUUCAUGAAGCUGUUUUGUGAAGCCUCUUUUCACAUACAGUAGCAGCAGUUCGGAUGGGAACAUUUAAGAGAAAACAAGAUUACAUAUUGCAGUUUUCAGGUAGAUCAUAUUAAGGCAACAACAUGACACACAGUCGCUCCAGUCUUUUUGCAGUUUAAGAAUAAGCUGUUCCAUGUGGCUCCUAACCAGAGUUUAACAACAAUGCAAGAAAAUAAUUUCAAGUUUAGUUUAAUGGCCCUGUGAAACAUUUUUCUCUUUUCCCUCAAAUUUCAGUCAUGACUUCUUUUCAGUUUCUGCAAAGUUCUGAAAAACCACCACAGUAACAGAUGUGGGGCCCCCUACUGAAUUUUCUGCCCUGCACAUUUCUGUGUAAUUAUUCAACUGGUUGUCUUCAUUUUACAUCUUAGAGUAUUGAUUGCAUUACUCAUUAAGGACAUAAAGUACUCCUCCUGCUGCCUCUGACCACAACACUGGUCUUAGAUGUGGAACUGGUCUCCAGAUGCUGACGAAUAGAUGCUAUCUCCUCCUAAUAAAUAGAAUGAGUUAAAUGCAAGGGACAUAUUUGGGUUUUUUAAACAUUUUCUUAGCAAUAAACAAACUGAAUGUUUUUUCAUAUUCUAUCUAUGGCAUUUGACUUUUGAUACUGUUCUGUUUUUCCCUUGGGAUCAUGAGUAGACUUGAAAAUAAAUUUCUAUGGGUGUGAACAUCUUAACAGCAGGACUUUAUAAAGAUGGACUCACUGGUGGGUCUGACAGAGUUUGACAUUAAUCAGCUUCUGUUAAUGUUUGGAUUUUCAGGGGUGUCUCCUGAACAUCCGGCUCAAACAUACAAUGUUGUGAGGUCUGUCCACAUUCAGCAGCUGCAUGUUUUCUCAUACUGUACUGAUUGACUGCAAUAGAAUGACCAGAGGCUCUUGGACUGCUUCCUUUUGGGACUACACAUGGGCUCAGACUAACAUUGCAUCUUGCUUCUACUGCUGCAAAAAAAGAUUCUGAAAAGCAGCAUUUACAACUUAUGCACUAUAUCUGUAGUCAGAAAAUACACAAAUAAGUAUUUUUAACACAAAAGUCACAGUAACAUCUCCAGAUUACGUGGUUGCAUUGGGAAAGUAGGUAUGGUAUAAUUGGUAAGUCACCUCUCCUACAUUUGUUAUAGUGACACUUCUUUUAAAUCUAAAAACCUCAUAACAUCCUCCCUCAGCUUACAGUUGGCUAGCAAAUAAGCAAACUAACCUGCGACUAACCAAUUAAAGCAAUAGCUUUUGAGUUCCAGUAAAAACAUGCACUUAUUCUCUCAUUUGCACCCUCGCCUUUGCAGAUUUCAUUUGUUGCACACAUCUUUUUCCUCUCUAAGCAACUAACAACUAACAUCAACUUCUUGGGUAGGAUACAUGGUAAUAUAAUUCAGCCUUGGUUCAUAUCAAUAUGUUGAACUAUAUUUCCCAAGUACAUCUCCAUAUUGAGGGAUAAAAUAUGACAUUUAAAAUGUUGUGUGUUUUAUUACUACAAAUUAUAUAUUACCUCUAACUUUUUCCUUCUCUCUGAUCUCUAUUCCUUUCUGUCUUGUUUCCACCCUCCUCAAUGAAUAGAUGACAUCCAGGACUCAUGAACAUUAUUAAAGCCCUAAAUCUAAGGCUGUUAUGAUGAACAGGUUUUCUUGACCCCUAUCCAGCAAUGUGGCAAGCUACUUUCAGCUAGUCAACCCUCACCUCGAUACACACAACCAAAAAUCAGGCAACAGUGUCCUGGAGGUGUCACCAGAUUUGAUGCCAGAUUUCGUCCCUGAUUGUGAAAGCCAGAGCAUGUUACUGCCAUCUGGUUUGCUUUAACUGUGACAAUUACCUGCCACAGCUCUCAUGAGAGCUCUCAUCUUCAAUAAAUCAAAAGACGAACAAUUAAUGGCACUAUCUUUUCCUAAAGACUCCAGACCGCAUGCUCUGUUUGGUGCUGCCGUCAAGACUUUGCCCAAAUGCGUUAGUGCACAUGUGAUAGCAGGCACUUAACGCCCUCCAGUGCUUCCUCAGGAACUGAUGGUGUUGCUGCUAAUGAUUUGGAGAACAUGGCAGAGAAUCUGGACCAGGACUAUGGAAGACUUUGACUUCGCCCUGAGCUCGAAUUUGGCUGCCAAGCCCCUCUGUCUUGGCUCUCUGUGAGACCGGAGAAAGAGUAACAACUACUGAGGGACAACAGGCUACACCCAGAAAACAGGGUGUCACCACCAAAGAACCGAAGCUGCUUUGUUGCUGCUUAUUCAUCAUGUCUUGCUUAUGUUUUUGUCCCUCUUUUCAUUAUGAAAAUAAACUAUAUGCCAUCUCUUUCAUUUCCCCUUUGUAAACUAGCACUUUGCGAACAAUAAUUUGACCUACUCCUUUUUUUCAUUUUCAUCUGCCCUUUUAUUCUGUAGAGGUUCUGUGGCCCAAACUACCUGAUGGGUGUUUUGCAGAAGGUUAAUAGGGUUAUGUUGUCUCUCACUAUCUUCACCUCCUCAACUCUUCCUUUACCUCUGCUACCAGCUCUAGGUCCUGAGGUCAUCACAGUGUGUCUUCACACUGACAGUAAAGAAACUAUUCAGGGUCUUUAUCUGACCAUUCUACCUUUGACUUCUGGACCUCCCUGCUGUCUUUUAUGAUUCUGAUGAUACCUACAUGUCUGCUGAGGACCACAGGUGGCUGCCAGGAUAAUCCCACAACACGUGCUUGCUGGUUUAAUAAUCUCCACAGGAAUGUCACACUGUCCUCUAUACAUCCCAUUAAUCAGUUUCUGAGGGUAAUUUACAGAUGAGUGCAUGACAAUGUGUGAUGGAGCAUGAGACAAAGUGUGAAAGAUAAGGAGACUGCUGUAUAUUUCAGUCAGUGGUUUCAUUCAGAAUAUUACGAUAGCAUGCUGAUAAAUGCAGAAUAUUCUAAAACAUGCCUAUUUGUGUUGUUUCAUAAUUUUGAAUAGAACCUGGUGAUAAUAUUUUUCUAAAUGUUUCCAUUUUUAACCAGUAGAUUCAAGAAUACAUUUUUUAAAAUUUGAAAUAUAACAAAUGUUCCCCUGGAAAUGCAUUAAAAAUACAUGAAAGAGAAAGUAAUAUUUUAAUAAAUUAAAUAUGUAUAUUGAAUGUUUUUCAAAAGUUUUUUGGGGAAAAUAUCUAUUGUGAAAUGUCUCACAAGAUGUUAAUUUCAACCUUACUGAAAUAAACAUUUCACUUUGCAAUGUU
Siniperca chuatsi (mandarin fish) is the source of this 4321-nucleotide messenger RNA. RefSeq names its product DNA repair protein XRCC4-like. The coding region runs from base 83 to 1030 and encodes 315 amino acids. NCBI's taxonomy places the organism in Eukaryota, Metazoa, Chordata, Actinopteri, Centrarchiformes, Sinipercidae. Gene Ontology annotation, biological process: immunoglobulin V(D)J recombination; positive regulation of ligase activity; response to X-ray. Gene Ontology annotation, cellular component: DNA-dependent protein kinase-DNA ligase 4 complex; DNA ligase IV complex; nucleus. The record is from RefSeq and is a predicted model, not a curated record. The transcript has 7 exons. Gene Ontology annotation, molecular function: DNA binding.